AUGGAGAACGUCAAGUGGGUGCUCCUGAGGAUCCUUUUUGACUUACUGUCAGUCAUCCCCAGUAAUGUUUACGGUUUCGAAAUAUUUUUGCAGUCAUAGCGGUAGCUGUUGCUGUCCAUAAUUUGCAGCCAUUUCAUCGUGGUUAUUUCCAAAACGAUGAAAGCCUGAUGUAUCCUUACAUGUCGUCCACGGUUACAAGCGCUAUGCUGUUUACUGUUGGACCUAUUGUCACAAUUUUUAUUGUAAGUUCCCUGAAGUUUUAAUCCGGCAGAUUACUGUAACCGAGCUUGUUAGGGCAUUCCAAAUUGGCUUUGGGACAAAGUAUCGGGAUAUUCCUUUAGUAAGUUUUUUUAUCGGUAACUUACCUUUAGGUCUUUCUCUGCCUUUACAAAUUUUAUUUUCUCUUUGGAUUUGGAUACGCCACAACAGCGCUGUUCGUGCAAGUUGGCAAGAUUGUAAUCGGACGAUUGAGACCUCAUUUCUUCGCCGUCUGCCGUCCAAACAUUAUUAGUCAGACGACAUAUGCCUACGUGUAUAAUUUCUCAUGCUCAGGUACGGAUGCUGAACAACUACACGAAAUGAGGUAAUUUUUUCCUGAAGAUUCUGUCCUAAUUUACUUUGCGUUAUCUAUUGAUGCCCUGAAUGAUUAUAGCACAAUAUUUAUGACGAAAACCUAGUCAGCUACCUGAUAAUUUUAACUAAUAUUAUCCAGAAGUCAUUAUUAGAACCUGUGCUAUAUUACUCUGUUAGGCAUUGCACUGACUCAAGGAUCACUAAACUUUGGUACCGUAAAGUUAUGUCGAUGUUCCGAUCAAAGCAUAUUACUUACCUGGAAAGCGGGACACUUCUAAGUGUUUUGGUUCUUUUCUGCGAAAAUCGGCAUAUAUCCGAUAAGAUAGCUGGUCGUCGACAUGCUCGAAGGUGACCUUUAUACCAUCUUGUACGAUAGAAGCAGUAACGCCAAGACGGAGAAGUUGGAUUCUGAAAAGACAAGGGAAAAAAUCGAAGCUGCUGGAAACCAACUCGUGUUUCAAUGGCGUGAAGCACAGGUUCGGUUUGUGAACUAUUCCCGUCAUUUGACACGGUGCUGACAUUUACAAUUUCCGCGAAUUCGCGACAAGGACCAUGGUCGAUCCACAUAUGAACAAGAUCUUUCUGGAGAGGAUUAUAAGCGCAUUCCUGACUGGCAAUGUUACUUUCAUCUGCAAACAUAACGCAGUUGUUUGUUAUUGGCAGAUCGUUGGAGUAUAUGAAAAAGAGCCACGACCCCAUACAGACACAUGGGACUCAUUAUCCACAUUUGAAGUCUUGUUGAGAUCCAGAAGCGGAAUUUGGACCCUUUUUACGAAUUAUUAGGGUAAGGGAUUUUGCGCUGCCUGAUCGUCGCUUGAGAAGGCCACGCAGACCUGAGAUAGUACAUUUUUGUCAGCCAAAGAGCGGCCACAAUUUUACGCCCAGUCAACUAGAUCUAGUCUGAGAUGGAGGAGCGACUAUUGCCGUCAGACAUUUCGCGUUGACACAAUUUUGCCCAAAUUCUCUGAUAUAAAGCAUCGAGCUGAUUGGAAACUAUAUAACAUCAUCGUAUUCACACCCAAUGACGGUUAUGCGUUCCCAUCAGAUCUUGGGAGUAACAGACAUGGAGAACUGCAUUAAAGCCUUACACAACAAUUUUUGAGGUCUCUUUUGCAGCAACGAUAUCCUUAGACGGUCAUCGUGUUUGUGUUCAGAUGUUUCAAACAUAAAAACGUUGCCCCGGAAAAUCCGCGUCUACAUUUACCUAUCAGAAUGAAGGCUGAAGUAGACUUCACGUGAUUAGCGUUCACGCUGAUUUAUCCCUUGCUACAACAGAAAAGUGCAACUGGGGUCGUCUUGUCGGCUUUUCCAAGCUGACUUACGCAUGAAAAAUCCCAAUGAAAGUGCCAAAAGUGGCUAAAUUAUCAAACGAGGCUCCAUUUCCCCAUAGCACAUCUAGGGUUGCUUUAGUAGCCCCUGAAUAAGGUUUAAACAGAGCAUAUUCUGAAUGGUCAAUGUUAAGGUACAUGAACCUAUGAUUGAGAAAUAGAGCAGAAUACUACGCGGUCAUCUCGCUGAAGCUGAUGUAUUUCGAUUCAACUAUACUUAUUACCUUUCGGACUGAGUCUGUAAAACAUCAUUCCGAGCGACAUACUUCGUGUUAGCGCAUUGAUUUCUAAGAAGAAUAAAAGCCAAAAUUUCAAAAUUGGAUCAUCUACCAGAAAGCACACGAAGGAAUCUGGGGGAUAUACUGAUAAGCCGGGGCCCCCGCGUCCCUGUCGCUCAGCGGUAGAAUAUCGGCGAAGCACUAGUGUCUGGGUUUUUAGGUAGUUCCUGGCUGCCGGUAUGUAAAUCAUGCAGUUUGUUCCUCAGAUUCCUUAAUGAGCUGAAAGCUGUCUCUUUUGGCCAUCCGCCACUACGUUCUUAUCUUAAUUAAGUGCCUGCAAACUCACACCUUUGACAUACGCGUAAAGAUUCUCACAAAAUCUAAUAAGUGGAUUGGAAACUCCGAUUUAGAAAGUUUUCAUUAAAAAGCAGUUAGUGGUCCUACUCUAGCAAGUGUGUGAAUGGGAUGGUAAGUUAACUGAUAAACUCCUAAUAUAUAAAAAGGCGAAAGUCUUUUAACUAAUUGAUGCAAACUCGCUUGUCACGAUCCGAUGGUUCAGGACCUUACUGCCUCGGGAACACCAUGAGAGAGUCAAGGUCUUUUCCAUGUGAUAAAGCCAUCACAGUGACAUUAAGUAAACGCACUGAGCACCCAAACUGACCUUAUUCCUUUCUUGCCUCUUGCAGAUUGUCUUUUCCGUCUGGUCAUUCUGCUUAUUCAAUGUUCCCAGCAAUUUUCAUUUGCGUGAGUGCUUCACAUGUUACUUUUUUACUGCAUUUUACCGCACAUCAAUUCCCUUAUUACCGGUGUUUUUUUCAAGUAGAUUUGUUGAUGCAGUGUAGACCAUAGAUUUGCACCAUCUCUGAAGCCGGGCAUGAUGGCAUCAUAGCAUCCGAAGGUCUACUCUGUUUCCUAUUUUAAAAACAGCCUUCGAUUUAGUUGCCAAUCUAGAAUUAUCGAACAACCCCUCUGACAUUGGGAUGCCCCAAAGUUUCCAGGAGUCAUGUGUGUGUCACGCGCAGACGAUGCCACCAGAUAUGUCAGCUAAUGCGUUUGUUCCCGGCGUCAGACAAGUGAUCGGCUCGUACAGUGGUGGGGACCUGGGAGUGGGAAUAGGGAGUGAGGCCGACACCUCAGCAGGUUUUCCUCUUUUUAAAUAAUCUGACGCGCUGGAAGAUAUCACGAAGCGCUAAAAGCCGUGGCUCGAGAGUUUACCAACUGAAGGGAUAAUCCGGUCCUCAUGGUCACUCCUGUGUGUGCAUGUGCGUCGACCGGUGGACUGAGGGUCAGACCCAGUGGUUCUUUCAUAACGGCACUCCCACUCAGAUGGAAUCUGAACCGCUCCUUUUAUGUGAAAACCGGAUGUGUGUGUGGCACGCGUAGACGGGUUGUUUAGCUUUGUGAGAGCCCGCGCCCGAGUUCGCUUCCGGUCGUUAUGACCCAGUCUUGCCACCUUGCCCCGGAGGAUGCGGGAGAAGGGGGGACGGCAGAUGGCGCGCAAGUCUGUCAUCGUUAUACACCGAUUAACGCGCAAGCCGUCAUUCUUACGCCCACCGCGCUGUGGGACACACAGUGGGCAACGUCGUUCGGGACGGUCGAACUGAACUGUCUUGUCGGGUUCCUAUGCAUAGUCUGACGGCGUUUUGCUCUCAUGAGUCGUAUGAGCUAACCAGUUAUCAAUUAGCUCCUCACACUUUCGGAUUGCAGCUAAUGAUUAUGUAGCAUAUAGUAUGCAAUGGGUAGUCAAUUCAGAGUUUGUAAAUUUGUCUUGAGAAGUUUUGCUAACUGAGGUUUCCCCAGAAACAUCAACCUGUCAUAAUUAUUUGCCACUAACCAAUAACCGACUGACCCGAUGUCUGCCUGUUCGUCCCAUGAGAACCUGAACAGGGAUACCACCGAGGGUAGGACGUGCACUGCCAUACGUUAGGGACCGCUGAACCCACAGCUACAGGAGUAGGUUUUGGAAUUGCACACCGGCACAAAAGCUACCAUUCACAGCAUGGUCAUGAAAAUCAAGGACUGAUUAUGCUUCAGAGAGCAGUUUGGUGUAGUGUAUUAUAUCCAGUAACAAGACUGUCUUCAUAACUACACACGUCGGACUUAACGCAUGCUCGGGCUGCGUAUACACGAACAUAAAGUGGCGUUGACGAAGUGACGAAUUAUCACGAGUGGCUGCCCGUACCUUCUAAAAGGAUGACGAGUUCAACUUCACAGUCGCCAAGAUAUUUGUCCAGGCCGGAAGAAAGACGAGUGGGAAAUCUAUUGAAGCUUAGGUCUCGGAUGAGAGCUCGGUCGAUCGGCCUACUGAUCUGCCGCCCGCAUACAGAGCCCUGCGCAGUCACCUCCGGGCCUGCGUCAUUCGCUGCUGAUCGGCUGAUGACCUCUGUAACCCACUUGCUCUGUUGCUGCCGUCAUAUGUGGCAAUGGACUCCCGUAGGCGUCCGAAAGCUCAGGAAAAUAAAUAAAUGGUUCCGAGGCUAGGUCAGUAUCCAUAUUUAUUCGCAAAUCGAACGUUCGCCUCCACUCAUAAGAAGUCUGCCUUUACUCGACGAAGUAAUUCACAGGAUGCAAAUUCUACAACUUGCGAAUGCAGCUCAUUAGACAAGACAAGAUGUGCUGUAGGCAUUGUAUUUGAAAGAGACACACAUUUCUUUGUUGACGUGAAAAAGCUUCACUCAUAAAUGCACUUUUGCUCGAAGUUCCGUAUUUGGACUCAAAUCCGUCGCCAGAGACGACUGUCCUAACGUCGGACAGGUCUCGCGUACGUCACCACCAAGUAUGGUCACCGGGCCACCGCGUCACAUUAGCUGUCAUCGCUUUUCGAGUUCAUGUUGUGUGCAGGUGCUAGAAUUAAGUGUAAAUCCAAGAAGUAGAACGAAUUUUCCCCGUGUUUACUCGAAUCCGCCUUAUACCUCCGAAUGUCUCCUCACAGGUGUAUCCAGGCUGUAUCUAGCACUUCCCGGAAACAGAUACAAUGUACUAUGCCCUAAAAUUGACAGUAUCUAAACUACGAGUAUACCUUCCUUUGAAUUUUGAAUUCCCCAAGCGUGUUCUCACUCCUAACGGCGAUAAUAAAUAAAAUUAAGUCAGUCAUUUCACUUUCGUAGUCAUCUAAAACUAGCUGCAAGAUAGAUGCAACUUAAAUUAAUCUUAUUUCAGAUGGACUCACCAUUGACGUUUCAAGAGGUUCUCAAUGGAAAGCUCGCGUGUUAAAUGUUGUUUCGGACAUUUUAGCCUUGCAACCCCACUAAAUUGAUUCCUUCAUUUCAAACUACAGGGCAAAUGUUCACCUUAUGUUUCCGUACCGUCAGGGUGCUGUUGAGUUUUUUUUGCCGAAAUGCUGUCUUGACGUUUUAGGACUUUUUGUGUUGCAAGACACUGCCAUAGAAGCAGCUGCUUUUCUUCCCAUAUAAAAACCAUUUUUCACGAAAAGGUAGGUGGCUUGCGAGUCACUCCACCACACAAAAAUAUAAUCACUUUGGGGUAGGACAAGGGAAUAGGUAGCCUUGUGCCAAAUUCCAGGGGUAUCUGGGUUAGGGUUAAGGUAGGGUCCGGGUCGAGUUUAGGGUUAGGAUUAAGGUACCCUUCAUUGAAUUAAACGCUCAGCUACCUGUAUUACGGGGAAGGCGUUUCUUUCUCCGUGUCCAGCCCAUUAUUUUUCCAAUUGGUUUUUCAUCUUUGUCGUAUAAAGUUCAGAAUACUGAAAUUCGUUCCGUGCAGGGAAAAUGAUCCCAUGUAAAUUGCCUUCAUUUUACGCUUUUCAGGCAGCCUUUUUACGGCACCUUCUCCACUUGAAAUUCUUAGCACGUUUGACUCCAGCACGUGAAUAUCUCUCCUUGUGGUAGGGGGCGCUCACCGAUGGUUCUUACGGAACUCACUCGUUCCGUCGUGUCCUUAGACUGCCUAAUUGUCGCGGGUUUCGUGACAUUUAUCUGACGGACUGUACAUCUGAGUAACUGCAUCAUGCCUUUGACCAUAUGAAGAGUUGUUUGGCCCUGCUGUCAUCAUGUCUCAGGCCUGUUCUUCACGUCAAAUCGCACAGAAUUUUCCAGCAUAGUUUGCUAUCGGUUACCGGCCACCGUAAUCGUAUUGCCUUCUUCAAUCUGAAGAAUGUAGGGCCCGAUUAUCAAACCUUGACACUGAGUGGGUGCUGUUUUUGUCUGUGGAUGACCCUUACAUCAUUCGUGCCCAAAAAUCUAGCCUUCUGCUUUUCCUCUGAUCCAUUCGGAGAAAAGUACACUUCGUCAUCCAUAAGCAGAUUAAGAGAUCAGCUAUAGUCUUAUUUGGACUUGCGUUGAAUCCCAAGUACAUAGUUUAUUCGUUGCCUUAUUUAGUGUAGGAAUUGCACUUUGCAUGGAUACAUAUACGAAUGGAUCUGCUGCACUGAAACGAAGUUCACGAGGUUCCAAGCUUGCGAGAGCGUCUCCGAGCAGACGUUUCCCGGCUCUCCCUGUAUUCUUUGUUGCACACUUUCGGAAUAUUCUAGCGUACGCACUGAAACUGAUCGCCCCCGGCUUGUGGCAGAUAACUGACAAACCCCUGUUUCUAAAGACGCGAAAUCACGUGGUGUGUCGUUGCGUCCGUGGGCGGAUUCCUGCCGCGAUAAUAACGUAUGUGUGCUCUCUACGUUAGAAGGAUGCAGUGGUGAUUUUCGAAGUGAAACGCAGUGAUUUCUGCGCGUUGCUCGCUUGUGAAUUUUCCUGCAACAGGAAACAGCUUUUCAAAUCCAAAACCAGAGCCAAACAGGUUAAUAGGAGUAAGGAUGUUGAAUUUUUAGUCGGGGAAACUACUUGUGCUCCACCCUGUAUUCACGCCACUUGUCUGGCCGGUAUAAGAGUCUUCUGCGUUGAUCGCUGUUUUUUUUUCAUCGAAAGCGCAUGUUGUAAGAGCUUCAUUCCAUGUAUUCAUUAGUUUGGGGCCGAAAAUCUUGUCAGCAUACUCACAGCACAGGUAAUUCGUCCUGCGGUUCCGAUGACCAUCGCCAGUGCCCUCUAGGCACCUUGGUUAUUAAUGUGUGCAGUGGUUCAAGGUGAAGGGCACUGGCUUUGCCACUGCUUCACUCCCAUCCUAUACUCAAAAUAUUCCGAUUGGAAAGAUGACUGGAGAUGAAUGUGGAAAUGGUCGCCAUGGCACACGUUUGUUGCCAUGCGCUUUUGCACGAACCGGACGAUGAACUUGUUAUCGCAUCAGUUGGCGGCGACGCCUGUCGUGGGUCUGUUAUACGCAGGAAUUAAAGGCGGGGUCGACUACACCUCCUCUCUCUCCACUCAUGUGCCAGUGAAAGCUGAAAUCACACGGAUUGAACGUGAGCUCAUCUACGCGUACCAAACACGUGCUGGUCUCCUGUUUCACACGAACCGGGCUUUGCCAGCUCGGAUAUCAGUGAUGUCAGUUGUUGUAGAGACCGUUUCAGUCGGGCCAUCUGUGCAGGACGGCUUCGCUAGUAGACAGCUUUCUAAGUCACGACUUUUACCUCAUCCUGUUAACCAAAAGUGCGUUAGAUAGAUGUGUGCAAAGAGAGUACACAGAGGACCAGCAUCGGUUCCUCUUCCCUUUCCUAUUACCCACUGUUUGCAACUCCAAGCCAUGUUGACUGGGACCGCAUUCCGGGGCUGCAGCCGACAUAACCUACAUCCCCGUGAGGUCCCUUUUAGGGCCUCAGAGUGCAACGUAAUCCGCACCAAUUUUCUCCCGCGGCGUUAAACAACCGCACUUGUUGAGACCGCCAGUGUUCUUCUAGCGUCUUUCUGGUAUUGCCCCAGCUGACCUAGACAGAGUUGUAUUUUGUUUAUAAAUAUUUGCUGAAGGAACGGGGACAAAGUCCUCAGUCCAUGUCAACGCUUAUGGCAAACUGCCAUAAACACUGAAGCAAUUAGCAAAGUAGACAAGAUAAAAGUCCACUUUAGUUUUCUUAAAGGCACGGUAGCGAUAGCUGGCCAUGCAUGGAAGGGCGCAACGACCUUCUCGCGUGCAAUGUUCAAUCGGACCGCUUGCGAGUAAUAUACGCCACCUUUCAACCACUUUAUUGCACUCACACGCUUGCCUACCGUCCGUCUCACGCAAUGCGAAAGUCAUCGGCUGCUAUGUGACUGAGAUGUCCCCGAAGUCGGCUGUAAACUUUGUAGGACUCACUGGAGUAUUGUCUAGAAUGCCUGACAGCAUGUCUUUAAGUAGCGAUAAGCAAUACUGCAAAACAUGGAACGUAAUACCAUACCCGCACAUUGUCUUUACUUAAAAUUAUUGUUAGCUAUAUUCGGUAGGCUGGCUGUUUCUUUUGGGUGUUCCGGCCAAGUGGACACCUUCCCAAAAAGACAAGGUCUCCUUGUUUUUGUUGUUUGAUAGAACAUAUAUCUCUUCUCACAAGUGUCCUUUAAGACCGUAGAAUUUCCACGUGCUUGUGUACCCAAUUAAUCACAGGUUUGUGGUUUAACGCAUUACACCUUUGCUUGUGUUUUGAAGCUUCCGACCUGUUUGCCCCGCAUUAUUUUUCAUGCUGCAAUGUGAAGACAUUCCCAGGCUUGUCGAAUACCAGAAGAUUCCCAGGGUAAUUAGAUACUUAUGUAGACCUGCAGAGAUGAGCCACCAACGCACAUUCAAGCUGUCGUCCCAAAAGAUAUCGGAAAUCCACUUUUUCCAGAAUGAAACAUUGUUUUCCUACAAGCUUUGACAGUAGAAGGCAUGCUUUUGUUUAACUACUUCUGCGAAAACAUAUUGCAUAGCCGCAAACGACAGUUUAAAAAUGUAAUUGGUAAAUUUUCGGAAGUGAAUUUUACAGUGGGAGCUGCGAAGGUUCUAACUGAAAAUUCAACAUGUCGGUGCGUGACCGUAGGCCUCAGAUUCCAUUCUGCCCAUCUCAUUAUUGAAACUUCACCGAAGUAACCCACCCGUUACCAAAGUAACUAUAUCAAGCACUUCGCUUUUGCGGAGAUUCAGCAUACACCUCAGGCGAUAGCACUCUUCCUCUCUCUCUCACACACACAAUCCCCUCACCGUACUGCGUUACCUACGUUUACUUGCAAGUCCGUUUGUGCCGUGGAGGGGGCGUGAGUCCACCGUUGCGAUCUUCCGCACGCAAGGACGUACGGGGGUUGCUCUAGGCAUGCCUGUUUGCUGCGGCGCACGCCUGUCAUACAUUCCGUUUUAAUGGUUUGCGUGGGUGGUUCACGCGACACACACGACAGUUCGUCCGUCGAUUUCGACGAUGACCACCGUGUGCCCCACAGCUGCAGCAGCGGUGGGAGCAGGGACGGUGACUUGCGCAGGGGUUUAUAGUGCCGGUAGACUUGCGUAGCAUCUACCUACACUCUCUCCUCCUCCCCCGCCUGGGCCCGGUGUCAAGACAGAGUCAAGAAGACCGGAGACGAGGGAGGCCGCAGGUGGAUGGCUCGGACGGAUCCUCACCUUGGCGUUCCACCACACCCCCUGGUCCACACAACAAUAACCAGGAUUUCAACCAACACAACAGAGAUUUGGAGGCUGGCACGGCCGAAGCCGCACCUGGGCGUGCCGCCAACGCCUGGCUCGGAUCCCACACUGUGGUGGGAAUGCCAUAAAGGCCACAUUAAAAAGGAGCCAUUGCAGCCUGACUCUCAGACCGCCUCCCGUUAAGGAGGAGGUCCAAGGUACCCCGUCAGUUGGCAACCUUCCAAGCCACGGCUUUUAGCGCACCGUGAUAGCUUCAAGCGCGUCAGAUUGAUUAUAGUGAGGAAAAUGCGCUGAGUCGUCGACCUCACUCUCCCUUCCCAUUCCCACACCCCAGCCACUGUCCGAGCCGGUCAGUAGACUGGAGUGGGGAAUGGGCGCGGUGGCUGACAUGGUCGACUGACCAUGCCUGCGCGCGCCACAGCACGACCUGGCCCCCCCAUACACACAAACACCAGGAUUUCACACAACGGGGGCAGAACGGCGUGUCUCCCACUUGCGUGAGAGGGCCGUGGAAGGUGCUGCUUCAGCCCGUCCCCAGCCCACCAUUCCGCCACUACACACAGCACACACACACAGCGUGACGAACUGCGUGAACCGAGAGCGGGCCUCAAUCAGCAACCUUCCUAUCCACGACGCUUGACGUGUCGGGAUAGUCUCGGACACAAGUCACCCGUGCAGCCGAAGCCGCAUGGGGACCGAGUCGAGAUGCACACUUCCCACUUGCGUGGGAGGCGGCAGUGGAGUGCAUGAGGUGUGUGAGGGUUGAUGUCUGGUGGGGUGAUGGUGUUAGGAGGUAGGGAGUGAGGGAAUGUGUGGUGUGACCGGCGGUUGUCUACCGCAGGUCGUCGUGGAUGCGCAUGUGGCCGAAUAGACCCAUGCGAUGCGUGAAGGUGCGAGGGCAGUGUGGGCAGUGGAGGCGAGUGCGGUGGGUGUAGGUUGGUGCUCCAGGCACUGGUUCGCCAGUCUCUGUGCGAUGGAUUCGCAAGUGACCGACCAGGCCGAUGCGUGACGUGAAGGUGCGUGGGCAAUGUGGGCAUGAGAGGUUGGCGGUGUCGGUGUCAGCUGUAGAGGAAGCAGUGGUGUUGGUGGUGGCGGUGGUGGUGGUCGGCGCGUGUGAUGGUGGGGCGAGGAUGGGUCUGGGCGUGUUGGAUGUCGUGGCUGUAUCGGAAUUGCGGUCAAUGCCGCUCUCGUGGAUGCGCAUGUGGCCGAAUAGACCCAUGCGAUGCGUGAAGGUGCGAGGGCAGUGUGGGCAGUGGAGGCGAGUGCGGUGGGUGUAGGUUGGUGNCAGUGAGGGCAGAUGUAGCCCUGGCCCUCACGUCGGAUGAUGGAGGUUGCAGGGGUUGUGCCUGUUGUUGUGUCAGGUUCGGCUGCGGUGAGGUCGUGGGCGACAGACGCCGAAGCGGCCGUCGUUGUGGCAGUGAAGGAGGAAGAGGAGGAGGAAGGGGAGGAGUGGGGGGUGGUAAGGUCGGUGGCGUCGAUGUCGGCUGUGGAGUGGUUAGUGGGUGCACAAGGUGGUGGAUUGGGAGUGGGACUCGGCGGGGUGGAUGUGUCAAGGCUGCGGUCAAUUCCGCUCUCGUGGAUGCGCAUGUGACCGAAUAGACCCAUGCGAUGAGUGAAGGUGCGAGGGCAGUGUGGGCAGUGGAGGCGAGUGCGGUGGGUGUAGGUUGGUGCUCCAGGCACUGGUUCACCAGUCUCUGUGCGAUGGAUUCGCAAGUGACCGACCAGGCCGAUGCGAGAGGUGAAGGUGCGGUCACAGUGAGGGCAGGUGUAGUCCUGAUCCUCAUCACUGGAAUCGGGAGAGGUGGGAGAGGUGAUGUUGGUUGGUGUGUUGGUGUUGGUGAUGUGUGAGACAGCAGUCUGAACGGCCGCCGCUGGGGCAGUAGAGAGGGAGGAGGACGACGAGGACGAGGAGGAUGGAAUUGGUGGUGCAGAAGGAGUGUCAGAGUUAGUUGGCGGAAGAGAGGAGGAAGAGGCGGGCGGGGGGACGAUGGCUGGAGCAGUUCGAGAGGUGCAGUUGGUUCGGAGAUGUCCAACAAGUCCGAUUCGUGCCCGGAAUGUCCGUUGACAUCGAGGACACGUUGGGAGAGGUUGUGCGGCGGCGUUGCGGACUGGGNCACGGCCAGCCUACAGACAGCGUGGUUCCCAGCGAUCUUUAGGGCACCUUUUCUAGCCCCCUCCCCCUCGCGGGGGCAGGCAACGCAUCCCUGAACAGGGCUGCCCGGUUAUCCCAGACGGCUGCCGGACUCCACUAUGGGUCACGACUUUUUGUUAGUGAGAGAACGACCCGAAUUAGCCUGGGACCUUGGUGGUGAGGUGAUGAUGUGAUGGAGUGAAGUAGGAGAGAGCAUGCACACUACCUAACGCUAUGGGACUUAGAACUAGAGUGGACAAGCGGACACAGUCACCAGUCAGAGAAAAAGUGAGGGCACCACAGAAAGUCAAGCACCGUAACACCUAGCUAUUAGUAGAGAGUAGCAUAGACUGACGGACAGACAGUCGCAGCAGGCAUCGAGGGUGUCGUUUAGCUAUUAACAGACAGACUAGCAUAUAAAGGGCAGGCAGCAAGCGCAGCGUACGACGCGGAACUUCAACAAACAAAAGGAAGAAACGAAGCAAGCGCACUUACCUGAGGGGAAACUUACCUGGUGGCCGCCUGCGAUGGUCCAGGCAGAGCCUCGUCUCGACGAUGUCGACGCGAAGAUCCAUCCGGCCAGCGCAGACCACAGUACCGCGCGUGCAGGUGCACGCACGGAUACCCUCACCUGGUUUAGCCCGCCGGUCGAGACGGUUGCCCGGGGUGUGGCCGCUGAGCAGAGCCCAGCUACGUGGAGCCACAGGUGAGAGUUAGGUGCCAGCAAAUGGACGCUAGGCGUAGUCUCACCUGCAAGCAAGUGAGCGACCACUACGACCAUCACGUGGACCCACCGCUGACACCCCUACACCCCCGCGACACACAUACACACACAAACACUCACACGUACCUGGUUAGAGAAUUUGUCGUACGGUCGCGUGCCUUAGCAGCGCACAUAAGCGGGUUAAUUUAAUUCUUAUAUUAGCAUGUGUGUGUGUGUGUUGUGCCCCCCAAACGGGCCACGUCUUCGAUGUACUGGACAACACGGAGGCCAUAUCAGAUUCUGGCAGGCGUUAUCGGAAUGCUCACUAUAUCAAAUGCCAACUUUUCGGGAGGGGGAGGGGGCUGCGAUGGCUGACCGAAUUGCCGGCAUUGGUGGCGCACAUUGUUGUUGGUUGAAAUCUUGGUCAUUUGCUGUGUUUACCAGGGAGUGCGGAGUGGGACGCCAAGGUGCGGGCUCGACUGUGCAAACCGCCUGAGCCAUCCCCGCCACAGGUCUUCUUGGCUCUGUCUUGACACGGGGGUCCAGGUGGGGAGGGGAGAGUGCGGCAGGCGCUUCGCAAGUGCACUGUUACUAUAAACUAAUCCACGCAUUAGUCACCAUGCCUGCUGCACUUUGCCGUGUAUCGGACGGUGGACGUCGCCGGAAAUGACGAUCAAACCGUCGUGUGUGUAUAGGUGUAAGCUGUGACAGUAGGAUACGAAGACUGUUCUGCGUCCUCUUCCACCUUCAUCGUGUCCUCGACCGUCAGCUUGGUGUCUGAGGUCUAAGAGGCUUUACGUGUUACGUGAUAUGAUAUGCUUGAACCUCGGGCCGUUGUUAUAGCUCCUCUCGAACACCGUUGACCCUGGACAAAUCCAACUGAACAGCGCAGGUGUUAGACCUCCAAAUGGGGAAAAAAUCGACCAAACAUUGGCCAGCGAGGUGACCGUUGUGUGUUAGAACGGCCUGACGGAGGCAUAGUCCCCUGUAGCUCCUGUAUUCGAAACCGGACAUCACCGCCCUCUCAUCCGGCAUAUUCGAAAUUCCAGCAUUGUGCAGUGGAUAAGGCAUUAUUGAAUGGCUAACAGCAUUCAUCAUGUCGUACUACUGUUGUGCCUUGUGACUUCUGUAUGACACUCCCUUCAUCAGACUGGUCCCCGGCCACGCCUCCGCGUGGUCGUUUACUGCAUAUUUUUGGGCCCCCUUUUUCGUGACCAAUCUUCGACUAGGAUCGCUCUGCUGUUCGCCGUCCACUGUCCUGGCGGCCGAGCUAACGCACGUGCUCAAUUUUCCCAUACAUUCUGACCCCAGUUAAUUUGCGUGUUAUGACUCCGCUCUCAGUGUUUUCUGUAGAUAUGAUUGGUUUGCUAGUACCCGCGUUUUACGAUGCUGCUCGUCUGAACUGAUCCGGCCAACAUUAUGCGGCAGUCUAACAGUAUCUCCAAUGCCCUCCUUUUUGCAGUUUGUCAGUGUCCCUUGAUGUUCCCGUGCCGCAUUGCUUCUUUAGAUUGCCACCUCUCAGAAGAAUCUGUUCUUAAAAUCUAAAAUCAGUCAUUGAUGCAUGUGAGAAGGCAAGUUUCUGGGAGAGGACAUUUUACACCCUUACAUUAGAGGCAGAAAUAGAUGAAUAUGCAGAAUGGUAUUACCGACAAAGACGAGAGAGACUGAAAUGGCCAUUUCUGUCUUAUUAGACGUCGUUGGCCAGUGGUCCCCAACCCCGAAGUGUGGAACACCCGAGGCUCGAACUCGCGACCUGGUAAUUAGAAGUCCAACGCCUCUAACCACUGGGCCCCGGGCACACUGUCGUGUCGGUUGCGAUCGGGAAUAUAAAAUGGUAGCGAGGGGCUCACCGAUCGUUUCUACGGAAUUCACUCGUCCCGUUGUGCCUUUAGGCUCUCUCUCGAGUCCAACAAAGGCACAACGGGACGAGUGAGUUCCCGGCGAGCGCCCCUCUACCUGAGAUGAAUUCUGUAGGCACAUAGCGGGACGCAACACUUAGAGGAAGUGGCUGUUGUGCUUCCUCAGGCCCAGUAAUAGUCAGCCCACGCCGGAAUCACUGAUUUCAAUGUGGUGGGCAGAAAUUACAAGAAAUGAUGGGAAGAUCAGAAAUCAAAUCUCCGUCUGAGCUAGCUGUUUGAGGCUCUGUACACUAAGGAAGUCCAGCCUCUUUUGAUUCUAGAAGGCGCGUUUGACGAACACUGAGCCCAAUGUUGCAGCUACAGUGACCUUUUGCUCGCCGCUUUACUUGAUUGUGUCUCCCCUCUCCCCCGCCCUCCACAACCCACAGCUCUACCUCUACUACCGAAUGCCGAGAAUCGGAGUCGGCUCUGUCCUGCAGGCCUUCAUACAAGUUACAGCCUUCUCUCUUGCCUUCUAUGUCGGUCUGAGUCGGGUCUCUGAUUACAAGCACCACUGGAGUGACGUCCUGGCCGGCAUGAUUAUCGGCGCCGCGGUGGCCAUCUUUACGGUGAGUUUAAACUGUCUGUUGGUACUUCGAUUAGGUGAUUCUCAUGACCAUCUCUUCGUGGGUCAACAUUCGGGGUUUUGCGGCGGAUUCAGCGCCAAUUGGGAUGCGAGCCGUUCCCCGUUUAUUGUAUGUAAAGUCCGGCUCAGUGUGCGUUGCACAUCAGGGAGUGUGGUGGUACGCAUAAGUACGGAUUUUCGUUGUGUAGGUUACCUGCGCCCUCUCCCGCCUCCGGUAUUCUUGACACUGUACUAACACCAAAUCCAGCUGGGGGAGGCGGAGAGAGUACGGGGGAUGCUGCUCAAGUCUGCUGUUACUGUAAAAUAAUCCACGCGCAACUCCCCACCCCUGCAUUCAUCCUGCUGCAGAGUACAUGCUGUGAACAUCGUCGAUCACGACAGUGGAACUGUCGCGCGUGUGGAUGUUCGGUUGCGUAUAUGUAUUCUGGCCUGGUCUGCGUAGACGUUUACUUACGUGCGUGUAAAACCUUUGAAGGCAGGCGCUAUGUCGGUCAGCGUGUCCAGUCUCACCAACUACUAGUUAACAUGUCGGGAGACGGAGGGAGAAUAAGGUUGUUGUUGAACAGGAAUGCAUCAUUACGGCACCUGGUUCCUUCGUUAUGUGACCUUUAGGAUAGUUCACACUUCUGGCAUCCGAACCUGUAAAUGACACGCGUUAGACACCGGUUCCGCGCCAUGUUGACCAUGGCGUCGGUCUACCUGAGUCGAACAAGUUGUUUGUACCUGGGAGAGAAAAGAUAGCGUGAGGUCGAUACUGCGGAGAAGGACUUCAUCCUUAUGGCAUAUCAGUGCAUUCCUCACUACAAUGUGACCCGCUUGAACCUAUCACGACAUGCUAAUGAUCGUGGCUUAUAACUCGUGUUCCUAAGGCCUGAAGGUCGGAUUGUAAUAGCCCACCCCCCUUCGGGGGGCGGUCUUUAUGACACCCACCUGUGUGGCGUGCAAGAUUCUCCUGAAUGAAACCUAGCACACGUCGAUGUUGGAACCGGGUCUUGUGUCGUGCGUGCAAAUCGCCUGUUUGGUCUUGCCAGUCCCUCCGCCCACGCUCACCUCUGUUCCAGCUUAGUCUUGCAAUGGGCACGCGAUGCGUGUUGGGGAGGGAAGAGAGAGGGCGUGAAAUAGGUGCAGCGAAAGUGCUCCACCGUGAAAAUCUUUUCUGCAACCACAUCGGGUAACGACAGUGAUAAAUCGGAUUGACGAUGACAAUGUUAGUCUGGGUGUUUUAAUAGUAAUGUAUUUAACGUCGGUUUUAAUGCUAUUGUACCUUACUUUUACCUCGAAUUUAUUAUUCGAUCCUUCCUAUGAGGCCUGCCCUGGACAAUCCUAACUACCUUAAAAUUCGUGAAAUCCUAAAAUCGGCUCGCUGAUAUUCCUGAUUGAAAUUAAUAAUUUCUGUAGACAGAAGAAAAAAUUUGACAACAGCUGGACAGUUCAUAUUGACCCAACUGUGAAAAACUCGGCGCCUCGGUGGGAUUCGAACCCACACAAUAAGGAGAAGGCUUUAGUACAGCCAACGGGUUAACGGACGGGUAAACUUGACCCAAAUGUGAUUAAACUCGAGUCGUCCGGCGGGGCCUCGUAGCUCAAGUGGUUAGAGCGUUGGCUGUGCUAAUGCCUUCUCCUUACUGCGUGGGUUCGAAUAAAUUAUUCAAAAUCUGCCAAAAUACCUAUGAACAACUGGACAGUAGAUACCCUCAGAAUAAGACGUUCGCACUGCAAAGGCGAACUCAGUACUGCUGUUUUUCUCGGGAUUCUGAGAGUUGUUUUCGAUUGCAAGAGAUUACUUAGACAGAGUGGUAAUACUAGUCAUAGUGCUGCGUAAUCCUUAAAUGUUUCGGCCACAUCAGGGUGCCUUCUUUUGAGCGCGCCUUCCGACUACUCACCGAAACUACAUUCUGUUAAAAAUGGCUACUUUCUUAGCACGAAUUUUCCCAUUAACUUUCAAAGUCCUGAUGAAUUCAGAUAUUUAAAAAAGCAUGCAUGAAAAUGUUCUUUUUGUGCUCAUUUGGCGACGACUUGCUUCUUCUUCUUAAAAUUUUAUGCUUGACGAAAGAGUAUCUUCCGGUUCUCAAGAUCAUUUUUGAUCUCAAAAAAAUUUGAACCCGACCUGCCGUUGCACCUACAUUCAGGGUUUCCAAACUACAAUCCGUAUAUAUUCCACAGAGUUUUGCAGUGGAUGUGAACCAUGUUGUAUACCUUACAAGCAGCAUUAAUGCACAGAUACGAUGUUUUAUGAAUGGACAUUUCAGGGUCAUAGUAAUCUCAAAGUUUAAAACUUUUUAGAAACCCACUGAUACUCUUUCCUCAAGUAAAAUAUUAGGAGAAAACGUAAUUCUCUACCAAAUGAUUAUAGGAUAGAAUAUUUUCGAGCAUGUUAUUACUAAAUAUAUUCAAAUUUGUAGGGGCACAGAAAAUCAAGGGAAAAUUCCAUACUACUGAAGUGGUCAUUUUUUACAGCGUGGUUUUGGAAGACCCCUGUGAAUAAGCCCCUUCGAAAGUCGACAUCCUGACGUGACUGAAACAUCUGCUGCACAGUAAUUAGUGUUGAAAUCCUAACUAGGUAGUAUUUUGUAAUCGAAAAAUCAUUUUAGAAUGUCAGUUAACAUUUUAUGAGAUACUUUACCUGCACAGACGUACGAUAAAUUAACUUCCAGAAGUGUGUCUUGCAUAUAGUUUGGUAAACGAAACUUAACAUUUUCCUCUAAUUCUGAAGUCGUUGGAAAGGCGAAAGUAAAUUCUAUGAAGGCGUGCUAUGUCCAUUCAUAUAACAUUUCACUUGCAUGUUAAUUAAUGCUCCUCCUGAAGCAUCCAUUGCAAGAUUUUAUAAACUCCACUCGGUAUCUUCCCAAAGUCAUAUGAUUUUUCUUACGUGGAAAGUAUUCACCUUGUAGACUGGAAUCGCUAAGCGUCGGUGCAACGGCCGAUUGGGCUCAAAAUUGCAACCAACCGAGCAAAAGAGAGCAUUUUUCUUGCCUGUUCUAUGAAAUUUAUUUUAAUGUAUGAGGCUAUUGAGAAUCAAUGUGGAAAAUGCAUACUAUUUAAGUAGCCGUUUUUACCGAAUGCGGUCUUUCCAGGAGGUCCAAAAGAAGUGCAUUUAAAAGCCAAAUAUCCUGGCAAGUCCGAAAUAUCACGGGAUUAUGCCUCAUGAUAAUUAAUAUUACAACCCCACCUAAGUAGUCCUUCCUAAUCGAAUAGGUAUCCAGUAUUUCGGCCAACAUUUCAUGAGAUCGGUCACUGAAUGUGUUGUGAGGGUCUAUGCUUGUUCUCUCCUAUGCGCAAUCUAUACAUUAUUAGAAGACCAGUUUGCGAAAAGUAAACGUCUUCCAAUCCAGUCUCUGGAAAGGAACGAACUGAACCCAUUAUAAGGCUCAUUUCAGGCCGUUAUACUCGUGAAAAUAUAUAGUUUCUCUGAAUACUCCCACGUCCCUUUCACUUGAACCGUUUAUUGGCGUACUAUUUACGCCUACUGACGGUUAACGUAGUCCCAUGUAUACCAGAGAUUUCGGUUUGCGGAUCACGUGAACACGUGUGCACUUACUCAAAGUCACUUCUAAUGGUGUCCUCGCAGGCGACUAGUUUCAUGAGCAUCGUAAGUGGCGUAGCCGAAAUUCUGAAGUGGGACCUAGGUUAAAAACCAAAUCACAUUUCAGCUAUUUCACUUUCUCCAGAAUGCGGCAUUUGAUUGCGUGUCUUUCCUGUCGUUUAUUGUACUCGUUUUUUAAGCAGCUUUCGCCUUCUGCAAGGUUUAUGCGCAAAAAGAAUGAUCUUCAGGUAAAAAGGCUUGACAUUGUGGUAUUUUUAAGAUUGCGGAAGGUCUUCUCGACUAUCAUAGUGCCUGUCCGUUUAUUGAAUCCUUCGGCAAGAUCUUAUUUCGUAGCCGUACCUGUUAGGGGCUAGGGUUAGUGGUUAUGGGUUGGGGUUAGGGUUAAACCCCCCAUUACCACUGUCCCCGUAUGACAGGCGGCUGGGGCUUGUCUACUACAGGUACGGCUACGAAAUAAGAUCCGACCGAACCUUAUGGAUUACACAACGUGGUCCAUAUUCAUUGCAAGCUUUUAUAAGUCCUGUAUGAUAUCCUCGUAUGACUUUUCCUAAGCGGAAAGUAUACAGUUUGUAGUUUGCGAACCCUAGACGCUCGUGCGACGACGAGUCGGGUUCAGACCCAUUUGGGAAUUGAAAAAUUUUUUAAAACUAAGAUAACCUUGCCUCGAGUAUUUAAUCUGUUACUAAGUGAGUCCGACAGAACACAUCCUUUUGUCCGUUUUCGGCAAAGUCUGUCUGGACUUAUUAGGACAUCGAUAAUCCGGCUGAACUAAAUUAUUCUACUUACAGUAAGUGACCGAUCUCGUGAAAUUUUGGCUGGAAUUCUGAAAUGUGUUUUCGAUUGGGAAGAAUUACUUAGGCGCGGUUGUAAUUUUGAUUAUCUUGCGACAUAAUCCUAUGCUAUUUCGGAGUCGGCAGGAUGUCAGCUUUUGAAUGCACUGCUGUUUAAUCUUUUGUAGAAACUGUACUUGGAAAGGAAUGACUACUCAGGUAGCAUGCAUUUUUCGCAUUGAUUUUCAAUGAUCUUGCAAAUUCAACCAUAUUUUAUAGAAACCACGAUCAAAAAUAUUCUUUCUUUCACUCGUUUGAUAGAAAACCACGUCAUCUUCAUAUUUAAUACUCGAAGAAGGAGUAUAAUUAGGUUUUAAAAAGUUUUCUAAGUCCCGAAUAAUUUGGAGCCUGAUCAGCCGUUGCAUUAGCUCCUUGUGAUUUCAGUGUACAAGGUGUAUGCGCUCCGUGUAAAGAAAAUAGCAUAUUCUUCUAUGCCUUUUAAAAGAUACCAUAUAGAGUCCAUAAAAUUUUGCAAUGGAUGCGGACCAUGUACGUUUCAUGAGAAGCAGUGGUAGACGGACAGGUACGAUGCUGUAUGAAUGUACAUUGCACGGUCUUAAAAAUCUCAUAAUUAAAAACUCUUUUAAAACCUAAUUAUGCUCCUUCUUCGAGUAUUAAAUGUGAAGAUGACGUGGUUUUCUAUCAAACGAGUGAAAGAAAGAAUAUUUUGUAUCGUGGUUUCUAUAAAAUAUGGUUGAAUUUGCAAGACCAUUGAAAAUCAUUGUGAAAAUGCAUGCUACCUAGGUAGUAAUUUCUUUCCAAGUACAGUUUGUACAAUGCAUUAAAAAGCAGUGCUUUCAGAAGCGGACAUCCUGCCGAGUCCGAAAUAGUAUAGGAUUAUGUCGUGAGAUAAUCAACAUAACAACCGCGCCUAAGUAAUCCUUCCCAAUUGAAAACGCAUUUCAGAAUUCGAGCCAACAUUUCAUGAGAUCGGUCGCUCACUGUGUGUAUUCAUUUUUCAGUGAGUGUGAUUUUUGCUGGCGGCCGGAAAGAAGCGCAUUCAAAUUCUAGAGCCACCUAUCGUAACUGGGAAGGGAUAAGACUCAACUAUCGACCUGCGAUUUUCCUAGGGGCCUCGAAAAAUAAUGACAAAGGGUUUUGUCAGCAGCCUAAGCCUUGCGUUUUCGUCACACACAUUCCCUUCUCGACUAUAUCGUCUAACCUGCGUGCUUACUGCAUUCAACCUGUUUUUCCCCAUAGGUGGUCUUUGCAUCCGAUGUGAACGAGUUCGAAUCCUUCGAGUCGUACGCCGACGAGCGUGAGCUGGUAUCCCUGGUGAACCCUCGUCCAAAAGCCUCCGCUUCGAGCCCCUCGUAA
Molecule: messenger RNA, 20553 nt
Organism: Spirometra erinaceieuropaei
Lineage: Eukaryota; Metazoa; Platyhelminthes; Cestoda; Diphyllobothriidea; Diphyllobothriidae
Source: the annotation of a GenBank genome assembly